AUGAAGUAUGAUGUCCUUGCGAGAGCUGGAUUCGCCCGACGAGGAAACCUUCAUCUUCCCCAUUCCAUCGUCGAAACUCCCGUAUUCAUGCCGGUUGGAACUCAAGGAACAAUGAAGGGGGUCGUUACUGAACAACUUGUUGCCAUGGAUUGUCGGAUUCUCCUAUGUAACACUUAUCAUCUAGGUCAUCGUCCAGGACACGAAAGAGUCAAAGCAGCUGGUGGAAUUCACAAAAUGAUGAAUUGGAAUCGAUCGAUCCUCACGGAUUCUGGAGGUUUCCAAAUGGUAUCUUUGAGCAAGUUGAUGACUGUAGACGAGAAUGGAGUCAACUUUGAAAGUCCUCAUACUGGCGAGAUGAUGGCUUUGCCGCCAGAAAAGUCAAUUGAGAUUCAACAAGCACUCGGUGCAGAUAUUAUGAUGCAGUUGGAUCAUGUUAUUCAUGUUUUGACAACGGGAGAUAUUGUUAAAGAAGCUAUGCAUAGGAGUAUCAGAUGGUUGGAUCGAUGCAAAGUUGCCCAUACGAGGGACGAUCAAGCAAUGUUUCCCAUUCUACAAGGUGGUCUCAAUCUGGAUUUACGAAAAGAAUGUGCUGAAGAAAUGGCAAAAAGAGCAAAGGUUGGAAUCGCUAUUGGUGGACUUUCUGGAGGAGAAGAAAAAGAUCAUUUCUGGAGAGUCGUUGCUGCAUGUUGUGCAGCUUUGCCACCACAUCUACCACGUUAUGUGAUGGGUGUUGGGUUUCCGGUAGAUUUGGUGAUUUGCUCUUUUCUUGGAGCUGAUAUGUUCGAUUGCGUCUAUCCCACAAGAACAGCUCGAUUCGGAACUGCAAUGGUUCGUAGAGGAGGUCUGAUGCAACUGAAUCAAAAAAGAUACAAAGAAGAUUUCCUGCCAAUUGAUGAUAAAUGUAAAUGCAACACUUGUAAGAAUUAUACUCGAGCAUACAUUCAUUCUAUUGCUGGAAAGGAAACCGUCGCAUGUCAUCUUGUUUCCAUUCAUAACAUCAAACACCAACUGGAUCUGAUGAGAGAUGUUCGUCAAGCAAUCCAAUCGAACUCGGUUGAGAAAUUUUUGAGACAGUUCCUUUUCGAUUACUACGGUCCCAUUCAAUCCGAAAACCCUUCCAAGCAAGAUACAGAGAAAGUACAAGAAGUUCCUCAAUGGGUUAGAGAUGCUGUUGAUCAUAUGGGAUAUACUCUUGAUUUUUGA
Caenorhabditis briggsae is the source of this 1203-nucleotide messenger RNA. RefSeq names its product Protein CBR-TGT-1 (gene Cbr-tgt-1). The record is from RefSeq and is a predicted model, not a curated record. Gene Ontology annotation, molecular function: tRNA-guanosine(34) queuine transglycosylase activity. Gene Ontology annotation, cellular component: cytosol. Bases 1 to 1203 code for a protein of 400 amino acids. Lineage: Eukaryota; Metazoa; Nematoda; Chromadorea; Rhabditida; Rhabditidae. The transcript has 3 exons.